Penicillium cinerascens is the source of this 3333-nucleotide messenger RNA. RefSeq lists its product as uncharacterized. The record is from RefSeq and is a predicted model, not a curated record. The transcript is spliced from 5 exons. Lineage: Eukaryota; Fungi; Ascomycota; Eurotiomycetes; Eurotiales; Aspergillaceae. Bases 1 to 3333 code for a protein of 1110 amino acids.
AUGGCCGAUUCCGUCCGACAAAAUGUCGGGACCGAGGGACCGUCCCCGUCGACUAGCGCGGAAGACUCCGCGAUGCCCGCGAAGGAGACCCCAGUCUCCAAGCCGCGCAGGAAGCUGCCCGGCUGGCUGGAUCAUUUCAAUGCGCGCGAUCUGAAAGUGCUAUUUCGCUGUUCCGUGGCGGCAUGGGUCGCGUCGUUGUUAAUUUUCAUCGGCCCGUCCCUGCAGCAGAUCGGGACCGCGACCUUCUUUGCGACUUUGGUCCUAUUCAUGGUGCCUCCCACGGGUAUUGUCUUUAUCUUUAUCCUGGGAGCGCUCACUCUCAUCAUUGGCAUGGCCCUUGGCUGGGCCUGGGGUGUCAUCGCCAUGAAGGCGGCCAUGGCGGCGCGACCGGCUGCUGAGACGCAGGCCAGAAUACAGGCCCUGGGUCAAACGGCGUAUUCCCAGGCUAAAUCGACGGGAAAGCCCAUUCAACUCAUCCAGCAGGAGCUCGUCUACUCCGGAUGGAUGCUGGAUGCUCGCGUCACUGCCGUUUACUUCUGCCUCAUCUGCCUCAUGAUCUACUUCUUGGCUCGUUUGCGUGCUAAAAAUCCCAAGUUUACGCUGUUCCAGAUCUUUGGAACCAUCAUUAUGGAUAUCUUCCUGACCGUUGGUCCGCUGCUGACCUCUUUUAACGGAACCAUUGCCAAGGUCCUGAUUGAGCCCGCGGCUAUCGGGAUUGGACUGGGAUUGGCUUCCCAGAUACUCUUCUUCCCCAAGUCGACUUCUCAUACAGUUCUUGACGGUAUGGAGGGCCUUUCGCGACUGCUGAAGGGUCCACUCGAUGUGACUAUCGCCAGCCUGAUCAAGGACGAGAAAUUGGAAAUGAAAGACCUACAAAAGCUGAAGCAAAAGUCUAUCGCGGCCUACAAAAGCAUCGAGUCUGCACUCGGCUUUUUGCCGCUAGACUUCUCCGUUGGCCGUUGGAAUGCCGACGACGUCAAAAGCUUGAAGGAGCCCAUCCGUCAAGCAUCGGUGGCCGGUCUAUCCCUGCUGGAAUUUCAUAUUGCCCGACUUGGCGGAGAAGCCAAGCUGGGGAAGCUUUGUGAACUCACUGCUGACUCUGCAAAUCAAUCCGAUGUUGACUUUAACGAGAAGAAACGUCCCCGCGAAGUUGGCAUGCGCCAACUGAUGGAGAGUGUCCACAUGGUCCAGGCAAUGCGAAGCCCAGAACACGAGAGUCUGCGGUUGGAAAUGAUUGAUGCGAUUCGACAGCCCUGCCAGACGAUUUUGCCCGCGUGCCAGGAAGCGAGCAACGUUGUCGCUGAGUGUAUCAAGACCGUGAACUCUGCUCGCUGGUUUGGUCGCCCGUCUAAGCAGCAUGUAGAUGAGCUCCACCAGCGCAGCCACACGGCCCUCGAGACACUUCAGAGCCUGCGGGCAACCUAUGCAGAGGAGACAACGGAACGCCUUCUUCAGACUAAUGAAGACAUCUUCGAUGAGAAUGGCAAGCUCAAGGCCUUCGACAGCUCUUCUAUGCACAAGGUCCGAGGCAUUAUGUUUGGCAUGGUCUUUGAAGAACGCAUUCUUGGUGUUGCUGACGCCUGGGAGCGAGUACUGGGACAAGUUGAUGGCCUUAUGAAAGAGCGUCAGAAAAUCCGCCUGUGGCUUCCAAAAGGCCUGGGCUAUGCCUUCAGCUGGGUCUUCCGGAGAAGUGCCGUGGCACCCGUUGCAGCAGUCCAGUCUCCCAGCGUAGACCCUGAUGUCGUGGAAGCACAGUCUAAAGAGGCUCAGCAGGCUCUCCGAAUUAGUCGUGGAUACCGAGUGAAACAGCGCAGCGGUCUUGGACGCAUCAUCCUUGGUACCUAUCACUGGCUCAUCAGCUACGAGGGCAUGUACGCUUUGCGUAUGGUUGUCGUAACUGUUGCUCUUGCGAUUCCUGCGGUGAUUCCGUCCAGUGCCGGCUUCUAUUACCGGGAGAAAGGACUGUGGGCUCUGAUCAUGGGUCAGACUACGGUUGUCGUGUACAUGUCGGACUUUACUCUUUCCCUCGUCUCUCGUGGCAUUGGAACCAUUGUUGGCGGUGUUGCUGGUCUGGUGGCAUGGUAUAUUGGCUCAGGCAAUGGAUCAGGUAACCCGUACGGCCUGGGUGCGGUUAUGGCUGUUGUUCUUACGCUCUUGAUGUGGGGACGCAUUUUUGCUCCCGUCGCUGUGCUCCAGGCUACGAUUAUGGGUGGUGCGACAUGCAUCCUGGUCAUCGGCUACAGUUACGAUGAUACACACAUUCCCACAUAUGGAAACCCCGGCUUGGGAUACAGUGUCUUUUGGCGACGAUUGCUGCUGGUCCUCGUGGGAUCCACGGCGGCCAUGGUUGUGCAAAUCUUCCCACGGCCACCCUCUGCAACGCGACAUGUUUGCAAAUCGCUAUCAAAUGCGAUUCGAGGACUCUCCGACCAUUAUGCCCUGCUCCUCUCAUGCUGGGGCCAGCCAGAUCGUAACGAGGGCAUGGUGGCUGAACAGCUUGCACUUGACGUUGCCGAAACCCUCAGCGGACUCGACGGACCCGUUGCAUUACUGCGUCUUGAGUUCUCUAGUUCGCCCUUUGACAGCGAUCGCCUCGCCCAGGUCAAGGCGCUGUGUCAGGAGCUCAACCAGCACAUAGGCCGUCUACUCUACUUGUCAGCAUCACUACCAGAGGAACUCCAACUCCGGCUUGCGCGUCAGGCUGGCCUUCUCGAUCACCGUAACAUCGGAGACGUCAUGGCCGUCCUUGGAGUCGUCGAGCAGGCCCUCAAAACAGGCGAUCCCUUGCCCGAGGUGCUCCCAACACCACUCCUCAAACGGUGCUUCGAAUACUGGCGUUCACACCAGAUCAAUAUCAUGUUGAGCAAGGAUCUAAUUCGCGAUGAGAGCUACCGCAAGUUCUGCGUUGCAGUCAGCUCCUAUCUCAAGUUCCUAGGAGCAGUGGAUGAUUUGGUUCUGGUGAUGAAAGGCACGCUUGGGGAGGCCCAUAUUGUGAGCCGCGAAUUGAUGCAGGAUCUGCCGGCCGAUCUUCCUGGCGCAUCUGCAGUCCUCGUCUUCGGUGCUAUCGAAAGCCCCCUCGCGCAACCACGCGCCUUGGUAUUCGGGCAUUUCUUCAGCGCCUUGACAGGCCUCUGCGUCACCAAACUGUUCAGUCUCAUGCCAGACCAAGCGCGUUUCGCGUCAUUGCGCUGGCUAGCCGCUUCAUUGUCUAGCGCUAUUGCUAUCGUCGUGAUGCAACUUACCGGCACGACUCAUCCCCCGCCGGUGCUACUGCUUUGCUCCCAGCUACCGAUGAAGACAUCUGGCAACUUUCGUGGUAUUACUUGCCCGUAG